Molecule: messenger RNA, 8011 nt
Organism: Macrosteles quadrilineatus (aster leafhopper)
Lineage: Eukaryota; Metazoa; Arthropoda; Insecta; Hemiptera; Cicadellidae
Product: max-binding protein MNT-like
Exons: 9
Coding region: 466-1599 (377 amino acids)
Biological process (GO): regulation of transcription by RNA polymerase II
Molecular function (GO): protein dimerization activity; RNA polymerase II cis-regulatory region sequence-specific DNA binding; DNA-binding transcription factor activity, RNA polymerase II-specific
Source: RefSeq, a predicted model, not a curated record
GAUCACUACUUACACUUACAACACGACUCUACUCUACUCGCUAUAUCAGGGUGACAGGGUGUAGAACUUGGCUCCGCUAUGUGAUUGCAACUCAGUUUAUCAGACAUACGGUCUGUUAUUAGUGCAUUAUAGGCACAAUACGGGUUUCAUGAUUUUAUAGGGGCAGUGGAAAUGAUUCAAAACGCGAGUCUUUGCAGUGGUGUUAAAAUAUGACAGAAGAUCUAGUCGUGCGAAACGAAAUUCGCCACCGUUUUACACCUAGACCUAUAUUGUCUCUGUCGAGUGCAGUUCUAGAACGAUUACAUAGGUUUAGCAAUGUACCUAUGACAUUGGACGUUAAUUCGACGAGUUAAUGCGGUUUUUCGUGAUGGUGGAACAUUUAGCGAUGCUAUGGAUAAGAUAGCUGCUAAUGAAAGUGGACGGUAUUACUGGAGGACAAUCAAUCAGUGCACAAGAAGGUGAAGGAUGAGUGGUAGUGGUAGUAUUUUGACUAACGGAGGAGGUCUGGAAGCUUUAUUGAAGGCAGCGAAAUUUGUUGAAGAGCAGGAAAAACAAAAGCUCAGAAGACAAUCGGUUACGCCGAGAUUCAGUGAAGAAUCAAAUGAGCUGAAAGAAGUACCAGUUCAUAAUGGAGUUCACCCUCAAAUCAAUUCCAGCCGGAUCCCUACUCCUCCCAAUCUGCCAAAACAUGGGUCAGUCAUUAGAGAGGUUCACAACAAGUUGGAGAAGAACCGCAGAGCUCACCUCAAGGAAUGCUUCGAGACUCUCAAGAAGCAACUCCCUCCCUCACCCGACGAGAAAAAAACUUCCAAUCUUAGCAUUCUACACAAUGCCAUUAGAUACAUCGCUGUUCUGAAGAGGAAGGAGAGGGAGUUUGAGCAUGAGAUGGAGAGAUUAGCUCGGGAGAAGAUCGCUUAUCAGCAGAAACUAGCGACCCUCAAAAAGGAACUGACAGCUCAGUGGGAGCACAUUGAUCUCAACACACUCCUGCCUGAGGUGGUGGAACCUGAGCCUAGGAGAGCUAGUGAACUGAUGAACAGUCGGAUGACGGAGACAGGCAGUGAAGAUGAGUUGGUGAGAACCAGCACCAUGUACAGUAGCACUUCGUCUCUGUCUAGUGCUUCUCCCCUCCACUCCGCAGUCCCUGAGAUGCAAUCUCAUGUUCAUCACCCACAGGUGAUGAACAGUCCAGGACCUCCAAACCUCCUGAUGAGUCCUAUCCAGCAACUACUGCCUUCCACCACCAUCCGUAUGCUGCCAGCUGACACCCACUUUGUACAUUCUCACAUCCCCACUACCGGUAUCACAAUACAAAAUGGAGUGAUAAACCACAGCACAGUAACUCUGGCUGCCAAACACUCUGUCAGUUCAGAAAGCAGUAGUGGUACACUGGUAGCUCCAGGCAUCCUGAACCAUUCCCUGGUCAUGCCCCAGUCCAGUGGUUCAUUCCUCUUGGCUGCACCAACCCACCUGAGUGACAAGGUGAUGGCAGCUCCUAUACUCAAGAGCAUCAGUCAAGUCCCCCCAGUGAUACAACCACAGUUUCUGGUAAAGCCUACCAUGGUCGUAGUAAGCGCUGCUACCAAUACUCCAAAGUGAUAUCACCGAACGUGUGCGGAUUCCAAAUAUUUAUAUCGUCUUAUUUAUUAAACGUGGAGAGUCUUAUGUAAAUACCGACUCAUAGAGUUUUUAAGUGUAUCAAAAUCUAGAUUUGAGAAUAUUUUAAAAUGUUUUACCAGUUAUUAUUGUUGUUGAUCGUAUCGUUAAGUGACACGUUCCCUUUUGUCCCGUUUUCUGCAAGAUCGAGACAGGAGGGAUCAAGUCUUAUCUUUUUAUUACCCGUCCAAAUAUUUUAUUUUUUACUUUCGCUGUUCUAAACAGUUAUAAGUCUGAAAUUUUACCUUAGGUAUUUGUAUAUUUGAAUUCGUAAAUAAUUUAAUGUGUAUUACUUUAAGUAACGGACGGAUCGGUCAGUCGGUGGAGAGAAGAGUCUUGUGCAAUAACAGUAACGUAAUUUGUAAUGUACAUAGUCGUUCUGUGUCGCGUAGCCUGAUAGGACAAUCACAGCGCCGCCUUACACGUCGUUUCAUGUUUGCUCAAUUUCUACUUCAUUUUCACAAUAUUAAUGCAAUAAAACAUUCAUCAUCCUACCGAUUGUUUAGGUCAAUAUUGACUAUCGGGUUCGUGGAGGAAUUAACGGAGGACCCUGUAAAAUUGAAAUUAGUUACCACAGUAAAACUGAAUGAUAAUAGAACAAUUUACUCUCGCUCUUUUAGGCAAAACAGGGAAGUGUUUACAUGUAUUUGUUUUGUUGUGAUUGUGUUGUAUUGUAGAUGGUUGAUUCUCAAGUCCAAUUAUUUUAAAAUUAGAAAUGGAAUUGAGAAUAAAUUUCCUUAAGUUAGGUCUGUUACCUCACCGCAAACAGUCACUAUGUUAAUUCGUUCUGUUGGAUCAAAUCUAAAUAACCCUUAGAACUAUGUUUAUGAAUCAGAAUGUUUUAAAAUGUUUAAUUAUUUAUAUUAAUUCUGAUUUAGCCUUUACGUUAAGAUUGUUAUUCCCUAGAACCUUUGUAUAACACAUUUAAAAAAUAUUAAUCAUUUAAUAUAUGUAAACAUUUAUUUUUUAUUUUAUUUAUAAACUGCUAGUGUAAAACACUACUAAUACAAUUUAGUUAUGUGUAUUAAUGGUUGGAUUUUAAAAAUUCAGUCAAGUCUAUUGUAUAUGUCAAACAUAAAAAAUCUAGUAUUAGUUAAACGCUACCAUUAUACAUUUGAUUUCUUUCUUUGUCUUCUCUCUGAUGUAAUUGAAUAUUGUUGACUUUUCCCCCAAUUCUCUAAAAAAAUAUUGUUUUUAAGCCCAUCAGAAAGUUGAUUAAGUCUUCUAUAGUUUACUAACAGUAAAAAUAAAUUAUUUGAGGUACUAAACUAUCUCUAGGCCUAUGCCAGCCAGUAUCCAAAAACUUAUGUCAGUGGUGGUUUUUAUCCCAUUAAUCAAAUAAUUAUGUAUGUUAUGUAUGUUAUGUAUGACAAUUUUUCCGUAAACUUUAUGCCUUAGCUAUUAGAAGAAUGUCAUAAUAAAUACAGCUUUAAGGACAUUUAAAUAAGGUAAUAUAUUAGUCUAAAUUGUAGUCUAAAAAUAGCUUAACCAUGGCAACUUCUUGGAAAUUAACUCAUAAACCCAAUUAGUAUUAAGUGUUCUUUUGAGUUUGUGGCAAUGUGUCUUUUGUAAACAUAUUUCAAACUGUUUGGUUUGUUCAAUUCCACCCUCAAUAUUAACUUGAACUAUCACUUUGUAUGGUAAAAAUUAAAAACUGUAUUCCAUCCAUAAAUAAGCCAGCUAAAACAGGAAACUUAUAAGUCUUCCAACUAGUACAAUCUGCACACUGUCCCUCAUAAUAUUUAGUUUUAUAGAACGAUUUAUUAUUAUUGUAAUAAUUUUUUUACUCUGCAUAAUUUUGUUCGCCUAAAGACAAAUCAAAAUCUUAAACUGAUAAAAGACAAAUUUACAUCCUUUGUAGGCUCAUAAUUCAAAUAUUCAAAUGAAUUAUUUUAUCUUAUAAACAUGAUAGAUUUGCUUUGUUACUUUUUAAGUGUUCGAGUGCUUGUUAUUAUUCAGGAUGAUUGGAGUUAAAUUUUGACGCACAUCACUAAACAUGACACAUACGCACAUCUUGCCUUUACAACUGCGCACAUUUAGAAGAGGCUUAAUAGAUUUGGGUCAUUUGGGGUAUUGUACCAUGCUUGAUGGCAAAACAAUAAAAUCAGACGCAUGUAUGAGUUACUACAAAUUACUAUUUAUUGAAAACCUUGAACAUUAAUUAAUCAAGCUCUAUAAUGUAUAGUUAUUUGUGCUACUAGUGAGCAAAGGGAGCAAUUGACUCACUCGAGAGAAAUACUCACGAGCCGUUGGCGAGUGAGGAAUAAUUUAUCGAGUGAGGCAAUUGCACUUUGCACUCGAGUUGCACAUUAUAUUUUUCCUACAGUUACCAUAAAACAAAUAAAUUAGUAGAGAAACGUGACAUAUUUUUACACAGAAGUGAACUUGUAAUAUUACAUUUAAUGAUACAAGAGUACAACCAGCUGACCAGUUGAUUUACAACCAGUGCUGCCAACGUAUUUCGCGCGCAUAAGACCUUGUCUGCAUGUUACGCGCUCACUAUUUCGUGCCUUCACGUUGCAAAUCUGGAGUGAGUGAGACAAAGUAAUAUAGAGUGAGACAAUGUUAACAUUGUCUCACUGAUGAGCGAAUUGGCCACUUUGCUUUCUUAAAUCAGUGAGAGAACAUGUACAUUGUUAGGUAACUGUAUGAAAAAAAUAUUCAACUAAUCAAAAUGUAAUGAAGCAUUUUUAAUACUCAAGCCUACAGCAUUUUCCACCAUUAUUGGCCAUCUUAAUUAUGUAUAUGUAACUCUCACUAAUGCUAAAUAAACAAAAUCUCAUUCAUUUUGUAAACGUAGGACGAAUAUACCAAUAGAAGAGAAAUAGUUGUGAAAUGGCACUCUGUAAUUGUAACCCAAAUUUCCUGGUCAACUUGGUAUUUUAGGUGAUCACAAUUAUUUUAGCCCUCCGAGUGUCCCUAGUUUUGGCCUUAAUGUCUGCCUAUUUUUUGCGCAUUUGCAAGGUUUUAUUAAAACGGAUCUGAGAAGCUUAAAAACCAUGUUAAUUAUACUGUUCUAUAUACCAUUUUGUUUGGAAAAUCAUGGGCUUAAAUAUUAUACAUAAAACAUAAGGAACAUUUGUUAAAAAAAAAAAAAAUUUAGGUAAAAAAAUAUAUUUUGGAAAAUUAAAAAAAAAAAAUAAGUUUGCGCUCAAUGAAAUUGUAUAAAUUAUAGGCCUAUAAAUAUUUGAAAAUAGCCACUUUGUUCUAAAUUUUAUGAGGAUUCCAAAAAUAUAGUAAUAUAAGGAAGUAGAUUUGCAAAUAAAUAAGUUAUGGGCAAAAAACAGAUUUCGGUACAUAGCGUUUAGCUAAGAAUGCAUAGCCUAACCAUAGCUAGGAAUCUGGGUGAUAAUUUACAUCAAUAUCACUACCUACUUCUUCAGGAUCAUCAACCAGCCCUUCAAAAUCACUUAAAUCUUCUUCUUAUAAUGCACCACGUAUAUCACCACUUUUGAUUUUUAACACUAAAACAAUGAUAAACGUAAUAAAACACAUCAGUCAUCGGUGCGAGGUUAACCAAGCUGUUUACGCACGUCAGCUGUCUGCUACAAUUAAGAUCGGCUCGAGAGAAAAAAGCGCUUAGUCUGCCAAAUAAAACGAUAUCUAACUCGAUCCAGUUCAAUCCGAUUUUGUCAGUCAUAGAGCCUUCGCCGUAAACAGUGUUUGUGAGUCGAAAAAUCGACACAAAACACUAAGAGGGUUAAGUUGCUCCAUUACUGGAACAAAACAGCUUCUGCUCGAUCGAUCAGUUUUAAUGCUUUUUAAACUGAAUGAACACACCAUCAGUUGAUUUCAUUUGUAACCACACAUUCGUAUUGUUUUAUCUAUUCUUUCUCUAUGGUUGGAAUUCUUUUGUCUUCAUUUAGAACUUAAGCUCAAUGUUAAACGUUUAUACACAUGAUCCAGUAAAUGAAGCACCAUUGAAGCUAAUUUGUUUGCUCACUGUAUUAGAACAUAUAGUUCCCACGGAUCUGUAAAGUCAGGGAAACAUGUGUAGGGCCAGUGAAAGUUUUUAAAACAGACCGCAACUCAGGGUAAAUUUUUGAAAGUAAUGUCAAGGCAGGGAAAUUUCAUAAAACUUAAAUGGAUUGUGUUAAUUUUUUUAAUGAUUUGUUAUGUAGAAAUGAGAUAAUCGCUGCAGAGAUUACUUAAGUUCUGAAAAAUAUAUGCCGUGGGCAGCAAGGGAUUCACUAUAUAUUUUAUUGUGGGAACCCUGUAGAUAUGAUAUUUCAAAACUGUCAUGAAAAACAGAAUCAGUAAGCCCUAUAAAUGUUAUACUCCGAACUGACAUUUAUUCCUGUAUGUUGUUUUAAUCGUAAGAAAAUUCAAAAGACACAUUGCUCAAACUUCUCAGUUCUCACCAUAUGUUAUGUAUCCUUUGCUUUUAACUUGCACUGUUUUAUUUGUUGUUUAUUAAUUUUAUUUACGGCAUCUAUUGGCCUAUGUAUAUUGAACCUAAUUAUAAUCCAUGGAAAAGGGGUAAAUUACUUUAAGACUUAAUUUUGUUUAACAGUGUGGCUAUGUCCUAAAGUGGUUCUAAGAAUUAAUUUAUGUUCAUCAUUGUUCACUAAGAAAUCAUACAAAAUCAGAAUAUUUGACAAAAACCCAUAAAGAUUGUUACUCUGUAAGACAUCUAAGUAAAUAUUGUAUUUGAUUUAUUUGUUAAGUUAGGACUGGAUCUAAAGACGGAUAAAAAAGUUGGAGUGGGUUAGGAGCAGAGAUUUUUACAUACGAUAACAAUAUUGAGUGGUUGUUUGUAAAUGUAUUUUGUUGCUGUUUGGUUUUUCAGUAAAUUUCCCAUAUAGGGAAUAAGCAAUUACUGUAGCUCUCAUGGUAAGACCUGGACCCGGACCGAUUUGCAGAGGCCAAAAACAUCAUCCGAAAUUCAAACAGAGGUUCAUAGUCUGGUUGUGGAGUUUGUUGUCUUCAUUGCAAUAGAGACAAGAUUCCCAAGCUUGAAUCUUUUUUCUCAUUGUGUACGCCAUUGUGGUUCUAGCAGUUUCUAGAACCUUGAGUGAUAUGCUACACAAACCUUCAUUCACGUUAUGCAGCCUGUGUCCACGACGCCUUCAUGUCCCUCAGUCUCGAUGAUGGCUGUGUUUCCGAGUUGCCAUAGUAGAACGUAGUACCAGAUAUCAUCAUCGGUGAAACAACCGAGAAGCACUAGACCACUAGCAACCCACCAACCUCCUCUUCAAUAUAAUUUUUCAUUUGUUGGAAUCUGGUUAUGUAUCCCAUAACCUCUGGAUCAUUUGAGCAAAAGACAAAGCACUUGAACUGGAAACUCCACCAUCUGUCUGGCAGAAUCAAGAAUUUUGCAUAUUGGACAUCGUACAAAGAUGGGUGCUUCCUUUUUUUACUGGGAGAAAAGUUAACUAACAUGGUCCUGACAAAGGAGGGGGUUGUCUGCCCCUUCUGUGCCAAUACCACGUUAGUUUAGUUCCAAUUCUACGUUAUUCAGUGACGAACAAACGUUGAUGAUUUUCUCAGCCAAAACUCUAGAUUGUGUUUGCUCGCCUACGGCUCGUGAGUAAGGAUUUCUCUCGAGUGAGUCAAUUGCUUAAUUUGCUCACUAGUUGCACAAAUAACUAUUUAACUAAUCUUUCAGUGUCAAUAAAGUAAUUAAUAACUAUCCAACAACGCUUCAAUAUACUAAAUUAUUUGUUUUUUUAACUUUAAGAAAUAGUUUGGAAAGAAAUUGUAAAUAUUUGAAGGUAAAAUGCAAGAAAACCUAUUGUUACCCCCAUUAACCCUACCCAUGGUAGUCUAGAAAACGAGGCCUACGCUAAUACAAUAUUCCCCGUAUGAGAAAUCAGCUAAAAAGUAAAUUUCAGAACCAAUUCCGAACCCUAAUAUGAAUAAUUUAAAUUUUACUUGAAAACUCAAAAUCUUUAGACCCAGUCCUGCUUCUAGCUAAAAGUUGUACUAAUCAUAAGAUCACCUGUGUACCAAUCAAUGUGUUUUAUUAUUUAUUUGUCUCAUCCUUAAUUUAUAAAUGCUUCCUUGAAAUGCCUACGAACAGCACCUAAACCGAGAGCCUUGAGGUCAAAAAUAGAUUUAUUGUUCCGAGCAAUGCCUUUUCUGUGCUCAAGUAGACGAAGGUGGAAAACCUAUCUUUCUCUCUUCCUCAUUGUACAAGUCGGUGUGUUAUAGCUUGCAAAAAUGGGGCAUGCAUGGAAUAUAUGUAUUUAUUUAUAUCAUAAAUACAAUUAAUAGUAUUAACUUUAUUUAUGAAUUGGAGUUUAAAACAUAGUCGAUGUAUACAUUAUUUCAAACUAUUUUGUAAUGAUAAUAGAGAUUGUAAAUUUUAAUGUUUUAAUUUAAUAAAUGUCAAAUAAAUUUAUUUUAGUAAUAA